UACACUAUAAAUGAGUGACGCAAAUGAGCCUUUUUCUACUAGUGUACUUUAGGCUAUAGUAUGUAACUAGAUGUUAUGAACAUGUGUGUUGCAAAUCUGAUCUUAGAUUUUGCAACAUGAAUAUCCUAAUGUAAUGGUAAAGUCUACCUUAUUUUGCUGAGUAUAAACAGUGUCAUCUUACAUUUAGCUUCUGUAUUGUUGUGGUAAAACUAUAACUACAAUUCUUUGGGCUGUGGGCGUUUACAGGGUUAUAUCAGAUAAUGCGUACUAUGUUGCAGCAAAGGCGUGGGCUUUUGCAGAAUUACAUCACAUACUACAUGUCAAAGAGAAUGAAUUGAAAGAUGCUUUCAUGCCAAGUCUAAAACAUGGGUUCUAAUCUCUACACAUGCUUUUUAGUAAUUAAUAUAUGGAUACAUUCUAUGCUUUUAUAUGCAUAUGCAUGUGUUAGUUUACAAUUAGUAAGAAGAUAUUUGAAAAAGAGCAUAUGUUCAUUUGGAUAGCUCAAAAUAUUAAUAUCCCAUUCCAUAUAUAGAGGGUGAUCAUUCUUUAUAGCUUUAGUUUGUAAUGCAAAAAUACUUGCUGCAGAAUCGAAGAUUAGAUCGUGCAAAUUAGUAAAGCAUAAAACUAAGGAUGCAGAGUUUCCUAUUGUUGCAAAGCAACCUGUGACUGUAGUGCAAUGCCUGCCAAGUUCGCCUGCAGUAGCAACACGUAAAUCAAAACGUUCUGAAGCUUCUAUUAAUGCUGGUACACGUUGUGUUAGAUCAAGUUGUACACAGUAUAACACCAAGCGUUUAAAGGGUUUAGAGCCUGGAAUUAAUUUGAGUGACCUUGACCAGGCCACAACUGAUGUUCAUAAGACUUCAAAAGAUCCUAAAAAACGUGGCCAAAGAACAAAACAGCAAAAUGGAGUUGAAGCUAUUGCCUUGAUAUGUGAUAGAGAUGUACCUACUGAAGCUCUUAAGCUGUCUGCUCCUACAUUCUGUUCUAAGUGUUAUGCAAAAAGGUUUGCCUAUGAGCCAUUGUUCUUUUGCUGUCGGAAUGGUGGUGUCCAGUUGGCUGAAAAUCCAUGGCCACCAUAGUUGAUUUGGCUUUUUACUUCUAAGGAUAAAUUAAGCGAUCAUUUUAGAGAGUAUUGUCGCAUGUAUAAUAAUCUAUUUGCAUUUACUUCCUUGGGGGGAUCCGUUAAAGCUGAUACUAAGAAAGUAAUAUAUGUAUUCAAGUUGCACGGUCAGAUAUAUCAUAAUCUUCCUGACUUAUUACCUCAUGAUACGCGCCCCAAGUAUCUGCAGAUGUAUUUCUAUGAUGCAGAGCAUGAGAUCAGGAAUCGUACAUCUACCUUUCCACAAGUGCAGCAAGAAAUAGUUGAGCUCCUUAUGCAGAUAAUGGAGUGCAAUCCAUAUGCUCAGUUUUUCCGUUCACUGAGGGAUAUUCCUGUUGUUGAAAGCACUGAAAUUCAUUUGAACCGGAAUCCAGUUCUUGACCAGAGAGUUUACAAUGCCCCAACUGCAAAUGAGGUGGCUGUCAUAUGGUCAGAAGAAACAUCGUCUAGCAAAUAUAGCAGUGUUCAUAUUGUUGCUUAUGGUCGAAAGGAGACAGAUAAACCUCAUCGAAUUAAGCAUUAUUAUGGGUGCUAUGAUCCUCUUCAAUAUCCUCUGUUGUAUCCGCAUGGAGACAGUGGAUGGCAUGAGGGUCUAGAAAAAAUAAAUGGAACUACCAGUAGCAGACACUUGCAGGAAGAAGUUUGCCCUCUAAAGUCAAUGAACAGUUUGGAGGAUAUACUGGCUGAAGAAGAAGCAAGUGAGUCAUCAUUUUCUAUUUUUUGUGCUUCUUUUUGGCCUAAUAAGUGUUUAUUUAUUUAUGUUACUAUAUAAGUAUUAAUACUCUUUGCAGUCAGCUAAUGAGUAUUUCAUUAGGAAUAUUUAUGUGUUAAACUAUACUAAUUUUUUUAUUUAGUUCUCAUUCAUGAGCUUAUUAGC
This is a messenger RNA of Chenopodium quinoa (quinoa), 1976 nucleotides long. RefSeq lists its product as uncharacterized. Lineage: Eukaryota; Viridiplantae; Streptophyta; Magnoliopsida; Caryophyllales; Amaranthaceae. The record is from RefSeq and is a predicted model, not a curated record. Bases 1140 to 1871 code for a protein of 243 amino acids. The transcript is spliced from 2 exons.